AUGGCCUUCGAAGAACUUCUACAGUACGUCGGCGACAGUGGGAGGUUUCAGAUUUCGAAUGUGAUCGUGUCUUUGCUUUUAAUUUUUAUGACAUCUUCUCCUGACUUCAUGGAGAAUUUUACAGCCGCAAUCCCAUCUCACCGUUGCUACGUACAACUCCUUGACAACCUCACAUCUGAAGCCAGCAUGUCUGCAAACCUUACCACUGAAGCCCUACUGAGAGUAUCCAUCCCAAUGGACCCAAGUCAGAAACCAGAGAAAUGCCAUCGGUUCCGCCAGACACAGUGGCAACUCUUACAUCUCAAUGUGUCAGACAUCAAUAACAUCCAGCUGGAGACAGAGCCAUGCCUGGAAGGAUGGAUAUAUGACCAAAGUGUUUUCAGUUCUACCAUCAUAAUGGAGUGGAAUUUAGUGUGCAAAUUUCAGUCAUUCAAAACCUUUGCCCAGGCCAUCUACAUGGCAGGGUAUGUGGUGGGUACUCCUCUAUUUAACAUGCUUUGUGACAGAUUUGGACGGAAGCCACUGCUGCUCUUUUGUUGCGUGAUGUGUGGCAUCUUGGGCACCUGCUGUGCAUUUGCCCCCGUGUUUUCCGUUUACUGUGUUUUGAGGUUUCUGUUUUCUGCCUGCUUGGGUUCACUUCAAGCAAAUUGCAUCGUGCUCCUUAUAGAAGAGACAUCAUCCAAAUGGCACUCCACAAUUCUCAUGGCCUAUGGAAUCUGUUUUAGUCUGGGGCAGGCAUCGCUUGGAGUAAUAGCUUAUGCUAUCCGCGACUGGCACAUGCUCCAGCUGGCAAUAUCCGUGCCUUUCCUCAUUCUCGCUCUCUUUUUGUGCAUGGUCUCAGAGUCCGUGCGUUGGCUCAUCGCAACAGGAAGAACAGAACAGGCCUUAAAAGAACUUAAGAGAAUUGCCUAUAUGAAUGGAAAAAAAGAUGUGGCACAAAGUUUGACGGCUGAGCUCAAUUUAGAAUGUGCAAGAGUGUUUUCGGCAUUUUUCAGUACAUAUGGCAUCAUGUUGGACAUUAAGAACUUGGGGGAGGACUUAUUCCUGUCUCAGUUUCUACUUGGGAUGACUGAUGUGCCUGCCAGAUUUCUUACAUUGUUUUUGCUAAGACAUGUUGGUCGUCGUCCUUCAAUAGCUUUUUUGUUUCUUGUGUCUGGAGUUGGGAUUAUAGUCAACAUAUUUGUGUCCAAAGAUAUGUCCACUUUGCGUUUCAUUAUUUUUAUCCUGAUAAAAGCAUCUCUUGCAUCAUUUGUAGUUAUAUAUAUGGCUUUCUGCAAUGAAAUUAUACCAACAACGCACAGAAUGAGUCUACAGAGUAUUUUUGCGAUUUCUUCAAGAUUAGCAGGAACGUGUUCUGCUCUAGUCCUUGCAACAAAAAGUUACUUUGUGCACCUGCCUAUGAUUCUUUAUGGGAUCUUUUCCAUAGCAGCUUCAGGAUGUGUCUACUUACUCCCAGAGACCUUUAGGCUUCCACUUCCUGACACCAUCGAAGACAUAGAGAAAAGAAACUCCAGCAAAUCCCCAAUUAGACCAACAACCAAUUCCUUAUCAGAAAUCCUACAGGUUAGGAGAGAAUGGAGAAACGUGGACCAAAUCCUAAAAGGCGGAAAGCAAAACCCAUCCACCCAGAAUGUGUACCCUGAAAAGCUGUCCUUUAUAAACAACAGUGAGGUGAUGAAGGGCAACUGGAAAAUGCUGGUGGCACUUGUCCAGGGAGUCCCAAGGGCAUCUGCCAGGGUCUUGAAGGAGUGCCCUCCUUACAAUCACCCUGGCUUCCUUCUGGGGGGCUACUUCAGUAUGACCCCCCAAAAGCAGCUUUGUGCUGCCUCUGAUCACGCAGGAUCGUUUAUUAAUUCCUUGCCUCUCACCAAAUUGCCUGCCUCCAUCCCUAAAUUGACAGUAGAGGGCGCUGGAGGGAUACUGUCGGGAGAUGGGGCUUUUGUCCUGGACAUGCUUUGCUUUUGCUCCGGGGAUCUGCUUGACACUGAGACUCAGAGCCAAUGCUUGGUGGAUUUUAACUGCACUGUCACAGCUGCUUUCACAGCCCAGCUGGCUUUCCUGGUGGUGCUGCAGCACCACUCACAGGCAGCUUCCCAGCAAACAAUAUAG
Ochotona curzoniae (black-lipped pika) is the source of this 2109-nucleotide messenger RNA. Its product is annotated as solute carrier family 22 member 22-like. Gene Ontology annotation, biological process: transmembrane transport. Bases 1 to 2109 code for a protein of 702 amino acids. Lineage: Eukaryota; Metazoa; Chordata; Mammalia; Lagomorpha; Ochotonidae. Gene Ontology annotation, molecular function: transmembrane transporter activity. The transcript is spliced from 12 exons. The record is from RefSeq and is a predicted model, not a curated record.